Messenger RNA from Acanthosepion pharaonis, 711 nucleotides. NCBI's taxonomy places the organism in Eukaryota, Metazoa, Mollusca, Cephalopoda, Sepiida, Sepiidae. The record is from the annotation of a GenBank genome assembly.
AUGUCACUCUAUUCCCCCUCCUCACGCAAAUAUUCGCUCCCCCCGCCACGUCCGUCCCCAGUUCCUAUCCCGGAAAGCAUUAAGCAAUUUCCUUGCCCUCCAUUUGAGUGCAAACAACGGAUGCCCGCGAGACGCAAACCUGCGUUUCCUUCUUUCUUUCUUUCUUUCUUUCUUUUUUCUUCCUUUCGUUCUUUUUUUUAUAGCAUCCAUAUUUGUUCCUUUAUUCAUAUUUCUUCCUUGUUUCUUUCUUUCUUUCCUUAUUUCAUUCUUUGUUUCUUAUUCCGAUUUCAUUUCUCUUUCGUUCUUUCUUUCUUUCUUUUUUAUAGUAUCCACAUUUCUUCCUUGUUUAUUUCUUUCCUUCUUUCCUUCUUUCUUUCUUAUUCUUAUCCAUACAUUUUCUUUCUUCUUUGCUUUGUUUGUUUCCUUCCUUCCUUCCUUCCUUCCUUCCUUCCUUAUUAUUGUUUCCAUUUUUCAUUUCUUGUUUCUUUUUUGUUUGUUUCUUUUUUCUUCUGUUUCCCUUUUAACUUCUUUCUUUCUUUCUUUCUUUCUUUCUUUCUUUCAAUGCCUUCUUUUUCUUUCGAUUAUACCAUUAACUAUCAUAUCUUUUUACUCUCUUUCUUUCUUUCUUUCUUUCUUUCUUUCUUUCUUUCUUUCUUUCUUUCUUUCUUUCUUUCUUUCAAUGCCUUCUUUUUCUUUCGAUUAUACCAUUAA